Messenger RNA from Atta colombica, 624 nucleotides. RefSeq names its product small nuclear ribonucleoprotein Sm D3 (gene SmD3). The record is from RefSeq and is a predicted model, not a curated record. Gene Ontology annotation, biological process: RNA processing; spliceosomal snRNP assembly. Gene Ontology annotation, cellular component: U2 snRNP; catalytic step 2 spliceosome; U1 snRNP. Bases 121 to 549 code for a protein of 142 amino acids. The transcript is spliced from 2 exons. NCBI's taxonomy places the organism in Eukaryota, Metazoa, Arthropoda, Insecta, Hymenoptera, Formicidae. Gene Ontology annotation, molecular function: RNA binding.
UUUGCUGCAACGCUUUUGAAGUAUAGAGGAAAAUACGGAAUAAAAAUAUUUUUAAUGAAAAUUACGGUUUACAAGAAUUUUUAAAGUUAAGAAAAGCGUCCGCAGCGUUAUUUAGCGACAAUGUCAAUCGGAGUUCCCAUUAAAGUGCUCCACGAGGCUGAGGGUCAUAUUAUAACCUGUGAGACGAAUACCGGCGAGGUAUAUCGUGGCAAAUUGAUAGAAGCCGAGGAUAAUAUGAAUUGUCAAAUGCAGAAUAUUACAGUGACGUAUCGGGAUGGCCAAGUGGGACAGCUAGAGAAUGUAUACAUUCGCGGCUCGAAAAUUAGGUUUCUCAUAUUACCAGAUAUGUUGAAAAACGCACCUAUGUUUAAACGACCUGGUGGCAAAGGAUCGGGCACAGCCGGUAGAGGAAAGUCCGCAAUAUUACGAGCUCAAGCUCGUGGCAGAGGGAGAGGACAAAAUCAAAGAGGCAAAGGUACUGGUUCGGCACCUUGGCUGAAUCAACAGAAUCAACCAGGUGGAUCUCAACCUGGAAGAGGCAGGGGAUAAAUCUUAUGAUAAUAAACUUUAUUUUAUAAAUACAAGUGUAAAAUUUCAUUCCUGUAUUUUUGCAUCAUUUCUAAA